CACCCACGUGACAGGAGAUGUCGGAGAAUGGCAGCAAUAACAGCGGGCAGCUGAUGGUGAAGGCCCGCUUCAAUUUCAAGCAGAACAAUGAGGACGAGUUGUCGUUCACCAAAGGCGACGUCAUCAUCGUGACGCGGCAGGAAGAAGGUGGCUGGUGGGAGGGCAACCUCAACGGAAAGACGGGAUGGUUCCCCAGCAACUAUGUGCGCGAGGUCAAGGCCUGCGAAAAACCACUGUCUCCUAAAGGAGCUCAGCUGACCAAAAGCUACUACAGUGUGGUGAGUUUACAGCAUCAU
Molecule: messenger RNA, 296 nt
Organism: Hippocampus comes (tiger tail seahorse)
Lineage: Eukaryota; Metazoa; Chordata; Actinopteri; Syngnathiformes; Syngnathidae
Product: rho guanine nucleotide exchange factor 6-like
Exons: 2
Biological process (GO): lamellipodium assembly
Cellular component (GO): lamellipodium; cytoplasm
Molecular function (GO): protein binding; guanyl-nucleotide exchange factor activity
Source: RefSeq, a predicted model, not a curated record